Messenger RNA from Phascolarctos cinereus (koala), 597 nucleotides. The record is from RefSeq and is a predicted model, not a curated record. NCBI's taxonomy places the organism in Eukaryota, Metazoa, Chordata, Mammalia, Diprotodontia, Phascolarctidae.
CCUUGAGUAUGGGGGAAGGAAGGACAGGGAUAGAGAGAGACAAGUUAGUCUUGGGGUAUGGGAGGGGGUGGAACAAGAAGCUACCAGACUUCAUCCUCCAGAGCCAACAUGGGUCGCAUUUGGACCAAGACCGUGAAGAAGGCAGCGCGAGUCAUCAUCGAGAAGGACUACACUUGCCCAGGCAAUGACUUCCACACCAACAAGCGUGUGUGUGAGGAGCUCGCCAUCAUCCCCAGCAAGAAGCUCUGCAACAAGAUCGCAGGCUAUGUCACUCAUCUGAUGAUGAGGAUUCAGAGAGGCCCUGUGAGAGGUAUCUCCAUCAAACUGCAGGAAGAGGAAAGAGAAAGGAGGGACAACUAUACCCCUGAGGUGUCUGCUUUGGAUCAGGAAAUCAUUAAAGAGGACCCUGAUACCAAAGAAAUGUUGAAACUCCUGGACUUUGGCAGUUUGUCCAACCUGCAAGUUACCUAGCUCACGGUUGGGAUGAACUUCAAAACACCAAGAAGAGCUGUUUAAUAUUUACUUUUGCUUUCUUUCCAAUAAACUUGGGAACGCCUCCCCCCCCCAGAAAAAAAGAAUAAAAGCUACCAAAAAGGA